AUGGUUAUUUUUGAAUUAUUUAUAGCUGGUUUACAAAAUACGCUUAGAAUUCUCGAUACAAAACUUAACGAAAAUAUCGUUGAUUUACUAUCAGCAACAUCGAUGAAUGAAAUUGAUAAACUUCAAUCUAUUAUCAAUGCUCGUAUAUUGUAUAGUUCAUGCAUUGAUGAAACAGAAAUUGACAUAGGAGGAAUUGAUCCUGUUUUAUCAUUAAUGAAUACAAAAUUUGGUGGUUGGCCUAUUUUACAAGGUUCAUCAUGGAAUAGUUCAAUGUUUAAUCUAACAAAUCUAUUACUUAAACUUCGUCAAUAUAGUUAUAAUAUUAUUUUCCAAAUUCAUAGUGAUAUUGAUGAGAAAAAUUCUUCAGCAACAAAUAUUAAAAUUGGUCAAGGUAGUCUUGGAUUACCACAACGUCAAUAUUAUACAAAUGAAACAAAUAUUAAUAUUGCUUAUCGACAAUUUAUGUUGAAUUUAGCUAAAGCAUUAACAAAUGAUACUUCAAUGAUUGAUCAAGAUGUAAAAGAAAUAUACGAGUUUGAAAAGAAUAUUUCAAAAUAUUAUUGGACUUAUGAUGAACAACACAGUCGACAUGAUGAAACAAUUCGAACAACAAUUUCUAAUCUUUCUCGUACAUUGAAUACCAGUUUUAAUUUUACUGCUUAUGUUCACCAUGCAUAUUUGUUUGGUAAUGUAACUCUAAAGGAUAUGGAUCCUGUAGCAAUAAGUGAAUUAGAUUUUUUGAUACAAACUUCAUCUAUAAUCAAUAAAACGUCACCACGUAUUUUACAAAAUUAUUUUAUAUGGCGUUUUAUGAUGGAUCAAGCUGAAUAUAUGCCAAGAUAUAUUCGUAAAAUAAAAGAACAAUUUAAUAAAAUUUUUUAUGGUACUCAUGUUGAACAAGCAAGGAGAAUAAAAUGUGGUGCUUACGUUAAUGAUAAUAUGGGUUUCGUUGUUUCAAAACUUUAUAUUAAAAAAUAUUUUGAUCAAAAUGCUCGAAAUGAGUCAUUAAAAAUGAUUGAAAAUAUUCUAAAUUCAUUUAUUAAUAUAAUUAAUCAAUCUUUAUGGAUGGAUAAUAUAUCAAAAGUUAAAGCUAUUGAAAAAGCUAAAACCAUUGGUAAACAAAUUGGUUAUCCGGAUUAUUUAGGCAGUAAUAAUAAUACAAAACUUGAAAAUGAUUAUGCUGCAUAUGUUUUCAAUUCAUCUUAUAUUCAUAAUAUUUUCAAAAUACUUCAAAUAAAAGCUAUAGAAAAUUUUCGAUUUCUUCGAAAACCUGUUGAACGAAAAGUAUGGGGAAAUCUUCCACCAACUGUUAUUAAUGCAUUUUAUGAACCAUCUCAAAAUCAAAUUACUUUUCCAGCUGGUAUUUUUCAAAUGCCAUUCUUUGAUAAAGAUGCUCCAAAGUAA
Molecule: messenger RNA, 1404 nt
Organism: Rotaria sordida
Lineage: Eukaryota; Metazoa; Rotifera; Eurotatoria; Philodinida; Philodinidae
Source: the annotation of a GenBank genome assembly